UCGAUCAGCUGUUUGCAUCGUUCCUCAUUGCUCGCGUGCUCUGCUCCGAAAUCGUUGCACCGCUCCUGUUCUUUUUUAUUUUAAUCGUGAAAGAGUGAAAAUGAGCGGGAAUAGUGAAUACUGUGAUUAUCGUAGCCCCUUGGCAACGAGAUACGCAUCGAAGGAGAUGCGGUACAACUUCAGUGAUCAGCAGAAGUUUAGCACGUGGCGAAAACUAUGGAUUUACUUGGCCAAGGCGGAAAUGGAACUGGGCUUAGAUAUCACUCAGGAGCAGGUCUCUGAAAUGGAAGCCCACGUGUACGACAUCGACUUCGAAGCAGCCGCGAAGGAAGAAAAAGCGACCAGGCACGACGUCAUGGCACACGUCCACGUUUUUGGGAACCAGUGUCCAAAAGCUGCUCCCAUCAUCCAUUUGGGUGCCACCAGUUGCUACGUUGGUGACAAUACGGAUUUGAUUAUCCUUCGUCAAGGAUUUGACAUUAUCCUGCCGAAACUGGCGAAUGUUCUGAACCGGCUGGCGAAAUUUGCUAUGGAAUAUCGAGAUUUACCAACACUGGGUUUCACUCAUCUACAACCGGCUCAGCUCACCACCGUUGGCAAACGAGCGACGUUGUGGCUUCACGAUCUUCUGAUGGACGAGAGAGCUCUCCGACGUGCCAGAGACGAUUUGAAGUUCCGCGGUGUGAAGGGCACCACCGGUACUCAGGCUUCGUUCCUUCAGCUAUUCAACGGCGAUGGUGAAAAAGUGAAGCAAUUGGAUCGAUUAGUGACUCAAAUGGCUGGAUUUCAGAAACACUAUUCCGUGACGGGGCAAACGUACAGCAGAAAAGUCGAUGUUGAAUGCUUGAACGUCUUAAGCUCUCUAGGUUCCACCGUUCACAAGAUUUGCAGCGAUAUUAGACUGCUGGCGAACAUGAAAGAAGUGGAGGAACCGUUCGAGAGCACGCAGAUCGGGUCAAGCGCGAUGCCUUACAAAAGGAAUCCAAUGCGUUCUGAAAGAUGUUGCAGUAUAGCGCGUCAUUUGAUGAGUCUGACUAACAACGCUCUGCAAACGGCAGCGACUCAGUGGAUGGAGAGAACGCUGGACGAUUCCGCUAACAGAAGAAUCACCUUGUCUGAGGCAUUCUUAUCGGCUGACGUGAUCCUGAUGACUCUUCAGAACAUUACUGAGGGUUUGGUUGUCUAUCCGAAAGUGAUCGAGAGGCAUAUCGCACAAGAAUUACCUUUCAUGACUGCGGAGAAUAUAAUAAUGGCUAUGGUGAAAGCUGGAGGCGACAGACAGAUUUGUCAUGAGAAAAUAAGAGUGCUGUCUCAAGAAGCUGGGGCGCAAGUGAAGCAACACGGGAAGGAUAAUGAUUUAGUCGAAAGAAUCAAAAGCGAUCCGUACUUCGCUCCGAUUCUCAAUCAAUUGAAAGAACUAUUGGAUCCUAAGACGUUCGUAGGCAGAGCGCCGGAACAGGUCGUGGAAUUUUUGGAAGAGGAAGUGUACCCAGUGCUCGAAAAUUAUAAAGGACAAUUAGGUGGAACUGUGGAACUCAGCAUUUAAUGCAACGAACUGGGUAUUUUAUUUUGUAAAAGGUGAGAUUUUUUAGAAAGCCUGUUAAUUUCUGUUCUUUAUGUUACAUUUAUAUUCGAUGUAUUUUUAUAAAAAAAUAAAGCAGUACAAGAUUAUUGAAUGCUAUUA
Molecule: messenger RNA, 1684 nt
Organism: Ceratina calcarata
Lineage: Eukaryota; Metazoa; Arthropoda; Insecta; Hymenoptera; Apidae
Gene: Adsl
Product: adenylosuccinate lyase
Exons: 6
Coding region: 101-1546 (481 amino acids)
Biological process (GO): 'de novo' AMP biosynthetic process
Cellular component (GO): cytosol
Molecular function (GO): (S)-2-(5-amino-1-(5-phospho-D-ribosyl)imidazole-4-carboxamido) succinate lyase (fumarate-forming) activity; N6-(1,2-dicarboxyethyl)AMP AMP-lyase (fumarate-forming) activity
Source: RefSeq, a predicted model, not a curated record